AUGGAAUUAAGAAACAUAACUAAAGCGUACUAUCUGAAACCUGAGAAGACAUUAUCUGGGUGUGUCUCAUUGAUCGACUUAAAGUUAAUUUGUGCAUCUAAAAAUCAUUCCACUGAAAACAACCCACUGAAUGUAAAGGAAGAUCCAGAAAGCAAGCAACAUGCACAUGAGGAAAACUAUGUCAACAAGGCAGAUACAGAGGAUGAGGAAGAAGAUGAAAGCAACUGCAGCUACAUGGAUUGUGUACUUGACAACGUUGGUCGGGAAACUAAUAAGGGAGAACAGAAGGCUAUUUUGAUUCUCCAUAACAGUUCAGGAAUCUACCGUAUAGAAAGCCAUGGAACAGCCAUGGAACAAAUCCAUCAUGAUGAACAUGAGUGUAAAAAGGAAUUCAUAUUAAACAUGCUUGAAGAUGGAAACAGCCAUCUUGACGUCAAAAAUUCUCAGUUAGAAUUGAAAGGGAAUCAGGGUAGUUCAGUGUAUGUCUCAGGGAACAUCAACUUGUUUUCAGUCACUUUGAAGGCUCUGGGACCAGAGGAUGAUUUGGAUGAGGAAAAGGUUUGUAAACCUCUGCUACCCAAAUCAGUGGUAAGUGAAGAUCAAGAAUUAUCAACAUCUCGCAUUUCUUUACUGGAGAAACAGAAAAGAAGCCGACGGUUUUGUGCACCCAUACAGAAAGAAAUGAAAACAGAUGAUCCAGUGCAAGUGGAAAGCCAGGAUCUCCUUUUUGUGUGUUCUUCUGAUUUGGGCUCGAGGACUGAGUAUGACACAAUGUCAGGAUAUAUGAUGACCCAUACAGGAAACAUGCAUGAACAAAACAGGUCCUUGUCAGAGGGGACAGACUGUGAUACAGACUAUAUAACACGGUAAAGACAACACUUAUUUUAAGACAUGCUGAACAUGUUCACAAUUAAAAAAAUGUUAAUAAAGUGUUCAUAAUAAAAAAAAAAAAAUGUAAUAUAUACAACACUUGUAAAAAGUUUGGAAACCGUUUUUGUUUUUAAUAAAGUCUCUUCUGCUCA
Messenger RNA from Labeo rohita (rohu), 1022 nucleotides. RefSeq lists its product as uncharacterized. The record is from RefSeq and is a predicted model, not a curated record. Bases 1 to 870 code for a protein of 289 amino acids. Lineage: Eukaryota; Metazoa; Chordata; Actinopteri; Cypriniformes; Cyprinidae. The transcript has 3 exons.